CUCUUCCCUGCUCGCCCCCGGGUGCAGCAGAACUCGCCUUGAGAAGACACAGGCAGGGACAAACCACAUCCUGAAGGGUGUGUGCGAAGGGAGAAAGGCACAUCCCCAGUUUAUUUUGGCUGCUGCUUUUUUUGUUGUCGGGUUUGGUUUGGUGGUUUUGAAUUUUUUUGGGGUUGGUUGUGUGUUUUUUUGUUGUUGUUGUUGUUUUGUUUUUGCUUUUUUCCUUUUCUUUUGCUGCUCCUCCUUUGAUGGAAAUGGCCGUGACUUUUUAACCUUGCAGUCCCUAAAGGCGCCUGGGGACCAGCCGAUCGCCCCGAGCAGGGAGACGCGGGCGUUUUGCAGGGGGAGCUGGCAUGGCUGCUGUGCUCUUUGGCUUUGAGGAUCUGCUCUACAGCUGGGACAGCCUGGUGUGGAGCCUGACGUCCCGGGCUCUGAGGACUUGCCGCUUUGGAAAUCUGAGGGUCCUGCAGCUCAUGCUGAAGCCAUGGUGCAUUUCCAGAGCCGUUUAUCAGAUGACGGAGGGCCGCAGAUGCCAAGUGCACCUCCUCGAUGACAGAAAGCUGGAGCUCCUCGUCCAGCCAAAGCUUUUGGCCAAGGAGCUGCUUGACUUGGUGGCAUCUCAUUUCAACCUGAAGGAGAAAGAAUACUUUGGAAUUGCAUUCACAGAUGAAACGGGACACUUGAACUGGCUGCAGCUGGACCGCAGGGUGCUGGAGCAUGACUUCCCCAAGAAGUCGGGACCGGUUGUUUUGUACUUUUGUGUCAGGUUCUACAUUGAAAGCAUCUCCUAUCUGAAGGACAAUGCCACCAUCGAGCUGUUUUUCUUGAACGCCAAGUCCUGCAUCUACAAGGAACUCAUCGAGGUUGACAGUGAAGUGGUGUUUGAACUAGCUGCCUACAUCUUGCAGGAGGCAAAGGGAGAUUUUUCAAGCAAUGAAGUUGUAAGGAAUGAAUUAAAGAAGCUGCCAGCCCUUCCAACACCGGCGCUGAAGGAGCAUCCUUCCCUUGCUUACUGUGAGGACCGAGUCAUUGAGCAUUACAAGAAGCUAAACGGUCAGACAAGAGGUCAAGCAAUUGUAAAUUACAUGAGCAUUGUAGAAUCCCUCCCAACAUAUGGAGUGCAUUAUUACGCAGUAAAGGACAAGCAGGGAAUUCCUUGGUGGUUAGGACUUAGCUACAAAGGAAUUUUUCAAUACGACUACCACGACAAAGUGAAACCAAGAAAGAUCUUCCAAUGGAGGCAGCUGGAGAACCUCUAUUUCCGCGAGAAGAAGUUCUCGGUGGAGGUGCACGAUCCGCGCAGGGCAUCUGUGACCAGGAGGACCUUUGGGCAUAGUGGCAUCGCUGUGCAUACGUGGUACGCCUGCCCAGCGCUGAUAAAAUCUAUCUGGGCUAUGGCCAUUAGUCAACAUCAGUUCUACCUGGACAGGAAGCAAAGCAAGUCCAAGAUCCAUGCUGCAAGGAGCCUGAGUGAGAUUGCGAUUGACCUGACGGAAACUGGAACGCUCAAGACCUCAAAGCUGGCCAACAUGGGGAGUAAAGGCAAAAUCAUCAGCGGCAGCAGCGGGAGCCUUCUGUCAUCAGGUUCCCAGGAGUCAGACAGCUCUCAGUCCGCCAAGAAAGACAUGCUGGCCGCCCUGAAAUCCAGGCAGGAGGCUUUGGAAGAGACGCUGCGCCAGCGCUUGGAAGAGCUGAAGAAGCUGUGUCUCCGAGAAGCGGAGCUGACGGGAAAGCUGCCACGAGAAUACCCCCUGGAUCCCGGGGAGGAGCCACCUAUUGUAAGGAGAAGAAUAGGAACUGCCUUCAAGCUGGACGAGCAGAAAAUCCUGCCGAAGGGAGAGGAGGCAGAGCUGGAGCGCCUGGAGAGGGAGUUUGCCAUUCAGUCCCAGAUCACGGAGGCCGCCCGGCGCCUGGCGAGCGACCCGAACGUCAGCAAAAAGCUGAAGAAGCAGAGGAAGACGUCCUACCUGAACGCGCUGAAGAAGCUGCAGGAGAUAGAGAACGCCAUCAACGAGUAUCGCAUCAAGUCGGGCAAGAAGCCGACCCAGAGAGCCUCCUUGAUCAUAGAUGAAGGAAACAUCGCCAGUGAGGACAGCUCCCUCUCGGAUGCCCUUGUUCUGGAGGAUGAGGACUCCCAGGUCACCAGCACAAUCUCCCCUCUCCAGUCCCCGCACAAAGGCCUGCCGCCCCGGCCGCCCUUGCACAACAGGCCGCCCCCUCCGCAGUCUCUGGAGGGGCUGCGCCAGAUGCAUUACCACCGCAACGACUACGACAAGUCCCCCAUCAAGCCCAAGAUGUGGAGCGAGUCGUCCCUGGACGAACCCUACGAGAAGGUGAAGAAACGCUCCUCCCACGGCCAUGCCAGCAGCCACAAGCGGUUCCCCAGCACCGGGAGCUGUGCUGAGGCAGGAGGGAGCAGCUCCCUGCAGAACAGCCCCAUCCGGAGCCUUCCCCACUGGAACUCCCAGUCCAGCAUGCCCUCGACGCCGGACCUCCGGGUGCGCAGCCCCCACUACGUCCACUCCACGCGGUCAGUAGACAUCAGCCCGACCAGGCUGCACAGCCUCGCCCAGCACUUUAGACACCGGAGCUCCAGUUUGGAGUCACAAGGCAAGCUCCUCGGCUCAGAAAACGAGACGGGGAGCCCCGAUUUCUACACCCCAAGGACUCGUAGCAGUAACGGCUCCGACCCCAUGGACGACUGCUCGUCCUGCACCAGCCACUCCAGCUCCGAGCACUACUACCCUGCUCAGAUGAACCCCAACUAUUCCACCCUGGCCGAGGACUCCCCGUCGAAAGCCAGAGAGCGCCAGAGGCAGAGGCACAAAUCGGCGGGCAACCUGGUCUCCUCCAACUCGGGGAGCAUGCCCAACCUGGCCGCGAGGAAUGGCACGGGGCACCACCGGGUCUACCUGCACAGCCAGAGCCAACCCUCUUCCCAGUACAGGAUCAAGGAGUACCCCCUGUACAUUGAGGGCAGCUCCACCCCCGUGGUGGUGCGCAGCCUGGAGAACGACCAGGAGGGCCACUACAGCGUGAAAGCACAAUUCAAAACCUCCAACUCCUACACGGCGGGGGGGAUGUUUAAGGAGAACUGGCACGGGGAUGAAGCAGACUCCGUGCGGCUCACCCCGUCCCGCUCCCAGAUCAUAAGGACUCCGUCCCUGGGCAGGGAGGGCCACGAGAAGGGCUCGGGUAGGACUGCCGUGUCGGACGAGCUGCGGCUCUGGUACCAGCGCUCCACAGCCUCCCACAAGGAGCACAGCCGCCUCUCGCACACCAGCUCCACGUCCUCGGACAGCAGCUCCCAGUACAGCACGUCUUCGCAAAGCACCUUUGUGGCGCACAGCAGGGUCACGAGAAUGCCUCAGAUGUGUAAAGCGACGUCAGCUGCCUUACCUCACAGCCAGAGGAGUUCGACGCCAUCGAGCGAGCUGGCGGCCACGCCGCCGGGCAGCCCCCACCACAUUCUCGCCUGGCAGACCGGAGAAGCAACAGACAACUCACCCACUAUGGAUGAGUCUCAGUCUCCAACCCACCAAAGUACUGAUGAAUAGAGGAGCUACACCGAUAGCUGUUUCCUGGAUCCUCCCCUCUAUCCAGAACUAGCAGACGUCCAGUGGUAUGGACAGGAAAAAGCCAAGCCUGGGACUCUAGUGUGAACCCCUGACCUCAAGCGAAUCCCAUCGACGCCAUUCGGAGCUCACCUCACUGCCUCUCAUUUGCCUUACCCAGAUGCACUGUCACCCAGCACCAGCUUCAACUCUUUAAGCACUUUUCUCACGAUGCAAUUCGACAUUUCGGUAACAUUUGGCCCCGAGACAUCCACCACGACCGCGGCAGCGCCUCCCUUUGCCAGACUGCUGCUCGUCCCUCCCGGAGCCCGCAGGGCAGCGGAUGCGUGGAGCAGCCAGUCGGCAAUUUAAAAGCUGGUUUUCCUUCUAAACGAUGGAAACAAAUCUUACUGCUCUGUGGCACGUACCAGCAGUAAGACGUCCAUGACCUGCGAUCCGAAGCCAACACAGCAUCGGUUUCAACGGGGUGGGGGGUGGGUUUGACACAAAACAGGACAGAAGCUGAGAAAUACUCCUUGAAAACGCUUCUUUUAAGGAAAAAGUGAAAUCCUGACACUUCAGAGAUGUGUCAGAGUGCCACAAUCAGGUCUGCGCUGCCCAAAAUCACCGAACCCACGUCAGCGGGGUGAGUUUGUCCAGCAGGGCCCUGCUCCGGGAGCAUCUCAUUCGCCUCGACGCCAGCCACGAGCACCUCCUGGCGAGCAGCUUCUCCUUCGUUUCUUUGAGCCCAUCUUGACAGCAGCAACCAAACCCCACGUGCCGAAGACCCACUGGAGGUCUGGGCUGGUAGCACAGCAUCUAUGAGCUGCAAUUACAGCGGGCAAACGAGGUUCACAGAGGCAUUAAUUACAGCAGAGGCGAGUGCUGUGACUCAGCACAGCUCUGCGACCGGCACAGAUUCCUUACCAACACCUAGCGAGGUUGGGGUGGGGGUGAUUUUUUUAUUUUUUUUUCCCAAUACUCCGAUGAAGAUCCAAAUUGCCAAAUUCUCCAAGCAGACACAGCCAAUAAAUCCUGAUGGAGCUCCGCACGGAAGCGCGACCGGCAAACCGAGCGGUGUAGCAAAGGGCUCAGCACCAGGCGGGGAGCAGCAGCAGGGCUUGCGGAUUUCCUCGGGGCAAGAAGCAGCCCCAAGGAAGAGAAGGAAGGACAGGAGGUGCCGGGCACCUGCCGCCUGCUACCAGAAGGAAAUCGGCCGCGAGAGUCGUGGAAGAAGCUGCAAGUUUACACGUACUUUGGAGCAAUGCUUUAUACACGUCAAGCCAUGGAACUUUAAAAGGCCUCAAAGACACUUUUGUAACGAACCAGUGCACAAUCUCUCUCUCUCUCUCUCUCUCUCGGUGGAUGUCGAAGCUGGCACGUCUAGCCUUCACUGCGGUGCUAUGCUGUUUUUAUUGCCACUAGACGGGGGGGAGGUCCCUGCCCCCCGUUGGCGCGUGCAAACGAUGAUUUCCUAUGGGAAAGGCAUUACAGGAACGGCUGGAGGGGGGUUACUUUGCGAAAAGCAGAAACUGAAGUUAGCUUUAGUUUAAAAAUAAUUAAAAAAAAACAAAAACAAAAAACAAAACAGAAGUGUGAGUGUGCGUGCGCGUGUUCCAAGAGCAACAGCAUCUACCAGACACGAGGAGGGCGAGGAGUUGAGAACGAAACCCCGCGACUCGGGGGCUGCCACACCUUUUGGUAUGAAGCUUGCUGGAAAACUGCAUUCCAGGCUUUCGAAAGAGAAUGGGUUCUUCCUAAUUAGAUUUGGCAAGGUGAGGGGGUUUCUAAAAAUUCCCGCAAGCUGCUCGUGCUAAUUCCUUUCCCUGAUAGGUGUAAGAAAUGUGGGCUUCGCUCCCCAGCCCUCGCCCACUGGGCUGCUUGGGCAGAAACACCUGAGCUAUUUGUCCAGAGCCAGGAAGGAAGCUCUUUAAUGUCCACACAUGAAGCAUAAAUGACUUAUCCCUCUGAAAUAAUAAUAAUAAUUAAUUUUUAACACUGGCAAGAGGUUUUUAAAGGUAGCCACGCAAGCCUCGUGCUCCCAGACCUGCACAAAGAUCCAGCAGGCGGCCGUGAGAUCGCACCCCUUACCUGGAUGUUGGAACAAAAUCCUGUUUUAUUUUAACAUCCCUCUCUGCUCUGGGGUCUUUAGCAUGGGAAUUAUUGUGAGCUCCUAGCUGGAUUUUGAGCUGGGUAGGAGCUGGCACCGAUCGCUGGCAUGCGCUGGUAAGAUUCUGGAGGUAAAAUGAAAGGAUUAAGUGAGGACCAAAUUAAGCAGCAGCAGGUAAUUCAGCCCACGGAUUUUGAGGGGCUCUGAGCAACUGUCUGUUUUCUUUUUAAUUUCCCUGGUUAAGUGGUUUCAGGUUUUGUUGUUGUUUUUUUUUUUUUUUCUGUGUACCUUCUUUUAAUUAAAAAGAAUUCAACAACAGCGGCACUACUGAGGCCUCUGGGCACUGCAGGAAGACACACUCAUUCCUCCAAGCCCAGAUCUGCAGUUUUGCAGCAAAGGUUAAGAGGUGGCAGCCCUGAAAUUAGGAAAAAAACAACAAAAAAAAGAAAUAAACGGUUAGCCUGAAUUGCGAACAGGCUCGAGUAGAGAAGAAGCUUUCUAGAAACGGACUGAGUUUAGCUUUGUGUUCUGCUUUUCUGUUUUGCAAUCAAGGCACACGUGAGCAGCCAGUCUGGUAGUAAAGACAGAUUAAGUAAAACAGGUUUUACUGUUUAGCUCAAUUCAAUUAAACACAAAUGUACAUAAAAUGUUAAUCAUGUGGGAUUAACAUAUUUAAGUAUAACACGGAGGGGUAUAUACAUAGCUAUUAUAUACAAGCACUUGACUACCAACUUAACCCCUCCUUUACCUUUUUUUUUUUUUUUAAUUAUUUUUCCAGGCUCCAUCCGACAUAAAGCCACAAUUUCUUAGUCUCCACUGUCCGAAGCUACCCCUGUUCAGCCAGCAGCCCGGGGCACAUCUGUGCGCCUGGCUCUGCUGCAAGGCAGGGUUUAUUUUUAAAUGCUCUUAUAUGCAGUCGCGUGUUGGAAAUGUUGAAGCAGUCCCAUUCGUUUUCACUCUGUCUUAGUUUUAGUUCCGGGCAUAGCCGACCCCCCAUUCAGGUGCUAUCAGAUGACCAGUUACUGCUUAGUUAACUAGGUGUAAAGUUUUACAUAUAUAUUAAUGUCAAUAGUUUUAUUACGAGUUGUGUAAAAUGGACUCUCUAGUUUAAAAAAAAGGAAAAACAACAAAAAAAAAAAAAAAGAAAAAAAAUUAGGUCUCUCCUGAAAUUGACUUUAGAGCAUGUAAAAUGAUUUUACUGGAUUCCGUUCAAUUGUAACCAAGGACAAAAAUCUGUAUGUUGUAGAAAAAGCUGCAGAAUUAAAGGAGAUCUGCUUUUAAUUUAUUCUUUUUGUAUUAAGAAUUUGUAUAGUUACCUUUACAUUUUGCAGAACGGUGUUGUCAACACUUCCUUAUUAAAGCAUUUUCAAAAUGA
Molecule: messenger RNA, 7039 nt
Organism: Anas platyrhynchos (mallard)
Lineage: Eukaryota; Metazoa; Chordata; Aves; Anseriformes; Anatidae
Gene: FRMD4A
Product: FERM domain containing 4A
Biological process (GO): establishment of epithelial cell polarity
Cellular component (GO): bicellular tight junction; cytoskeleton; adherens junction
Source: RefSeq, a predicted model, not a curated record